This is a messenger RNA of Gossypium raimondii (Peruvian cotton), 730 nucleotides long. RefSeq names its product protein BIC1. The record is from RefSeq and is a predicted model, not a curated record. The coding region runs from base 210 to 614 and encodes 134 amino acids. The transcript has a single exon. Gene Ontology annotation, biological process: blue light signaling pathway. NCBI's taxonomy places the organism in Eukaryota, Viridiplantae, Streptophyta, Magnoliopsida, Malvales, Malvaceae.
UUACCAUACAAACCAAACCAACCCCAAAUGUUUUCUAAACCAUAUAUUCUUUUUGAAUCUUUCAUCAUCACCUUCUUCUGUAAUUCCUUCUCCCACACUUAAUAAACCCUUCUGAAAUCUCUCCAUCUUCUAUAUAAUCUUCAAUCUUGAAAGGGCUCAACCAUUGAAGCAAAAAAAAGAAGUUUUUCAUUGUCUUUUUUUUUAUCAACAUGAAUAUAGAACCAACAAAAAUGACCGCCACCCAUUAUCAAAAUCCAUCCCAGUUUUUAGAUCAAGCUAAUGAAACUCAGCAGCCUGACGAGGAAAGCUCGUUAAAGGGUCGGUGUUCGGCCAGAGUUGAUGAAGUUGCUAAAGAAGGAACGGUGAGGGGGGUUGAAAAGUUAAUGGAAGAAGAUAAUGGACGAGAGAGAUUGAAGAAGCAUAGGAUUGAAAUGGGAAAAAGUAAGGUUUGGAUACCGGAUAUAUGGGGUCAAGAAGAACUUUUGAAGGAUUGGAUUGAUUGCUCUGGGUUUGAUGAUUGUUUGGUGCCUAGUGGGAUUAUGUUAGCUCGUGAAGCUUUGGUUGAAGAAGUAAGAACAGGUUCUGGUGGGGUUAGAAUAGAAAACAGGUGUUGAAUAGUUAUCAUCAAUAUAUCUUUUCAUUUCUUUAUCUAAUGGUUUUAAUUAUAUGGUUUUUCGCCAUGUACUAAUUAUAUUUCAUACACUUCAAUAUUUUAAUUUCGCAUUAUAUA